CGGGGCGGGGCGGGAGAGGGAGGCGGCCCGCGGGGCGGCUUCCUCCCGCCCUCCCUUCCUCGUCCGGCCGCCGCAAGGAGCGGGCCGUAGCCCGCGGGCUCGGAGGGCCCUCCGGCUCGGCCGGGCCGGGGAAGCGGGGAGGGGCGCGGGCCGGGGCGAGGCGGGGAGCAGCCGCCGAGCAGCCGCCUCUGGGAACGCUCCGUCUCGGGCAUGUCCCCGCCGUCAGGGCCCGCCGGAGGCACCGGCUCCUCCGCUCGCUGUUAAAGCCUUACCCGGCCGCGGCGUCCCCCGGCCAUGGGGACGGCGUCGUCCCUGGUGAGCCCGGCGGGCGGGGUCGGGGAGGUGAUCGAGGACACGUACGGCGGCGGUGGCGGCGAGGCCUGCGAGAUCCCGGUGGAGGUGAAGCCCAAGGCCCGGCUGCUGCGCGGCUCCCUCCGGCGCGUCGGGGCCUCGCGGCCCGGCGGCCUCAUCGGGGCCAGCUUCAAGUCGACGGCCUCGGUGCAGGAGCUGGAGUGCGUGGCCGAGUACGAGCGCCUGAAGAAGGAGUACGAGAUCUUCCGCGUCAGCAAGAACAACGAGGUGGCCUCCAUGGUGAAGAAGGAGGCCAAACUGGACAGGGAGAACAAGCGGCUGCGCGCCGAGCUGCAGGCGCUUCAGAAAACUUACCAGAAAAUACUUAGAGAGAAAGAAAGUGCUUUAGAAGCUAAAUACCAAGCCAUGGAGAGAGCUGCUACUUUUGAACAUGAUCGAGACAAGGUCAAAAGGCAAUUCAAGAUUUUUAGAGAAACUAAAGAAAAUGAGAUUCAGGACUUACUGAGGGCCAAACGAGAACUAGAAGCAAAACUUCAGAGACUCCAGGCCCAAGGAAUCCACGUGUUUGAUCCCGAAGAGUCUGAUUCUGAUGAUAAUUGUACAGAUGUUAUGGCUACUGGGGCACAAUCUGAAUACUGGAAUGGAGGAGCUUUGGGAAGCGAGCCAUCCAUGGGUAGUAUGAUGCAACUUCAACAGUCUUUCAGAGGGCCUGAAUUUGCUCAUAGCUCCAUAGACAUUGAGGGACCAUUUGCAAAUAUAAACAGGGAUGAUUGGGAUGCUGCUGUUGCCAGUUUGUUACAGGUUACUCCUCUGUUUUCCCACUCUCUGUGGAGUAACACAGUAAGAUGUUUUAUUGUUAGUACUGAUGAGACUCAACCAGAAGUGGACAUCUUCAUUAGAAACUACUCACCAAAACUUCAAAGAGUCUGUGAAACAAUGGGGUACUUCUUUCAAGUUGUUCAUUUUUCAGCAGAAAAUGAAAGGCCUCUUAAGGAUGUAAGAAAAUGGGAAAUUGAAAAAAGCUCAUUAGUCAUUUUGCUCCUGCAUUUAACUUUGCCAAGUUGUUUGUUGGAGGACUGUGAAGAAGCCUUCUUGAGAAAUCCAGAAGAAAAACCCCGGCUGAUUUACCACAGAAAGGAGGAUGGCAGAGUCAGUUCAGUCUCAGUGCAACAGUUAAUUGAGCAAAUUUCUUACAUGAACAAAGCAAAGGUGAUUGACCAUGUUGGAGGUGUGGAGGAAGGAGCAUAUGAAAUCUAUACUUGUGUGGAAAAGAUAAUUAAACAGGAUAUAUUGGGAUGUGAAAUGACAGAACUAGAAGGCAAGGAUUUGGGUAAUAAGGAAGAGUCCACUGCUCCUGAAGAAGAAGUUUUUGGUGAUGUAUUGUGGGAUGCACAUGAUGAACAAGAACAGAUGGAAGCUUUUCAGCAGGCCUCUAAUUCAACAUGUGAGCUGGGAUUUGAGAAAUAUUUUGAACGUCUAAAUGACCUAGUAGCAGCACCAGCACCAAUUCCACCUCUGCUUGUAUCAGGAGGACCAGGCUCUGGGAAAUCUCUCCUUCUAUCGAAAUGGAUUCAAUUGCAACAGAAGCAUUCACCAAACACUCUAAUUCUUUAUCACUUUGUUGGGAGGCCCAUGUCUACUAGUUCAGAAUCUGCAUUGAUAAUUAAACGCCUUACUUUAAAGCUUAUGCAACACUCUUGGUUAGUGUCACCUCUGACUUUGGAUCCAGCUAAACUUCUGGAAGAGUUUCCCCGCUGGCUGGAAAAACUUUCUGCACGUCAUCAAGGCAGCAUUAUUAUAAUUAUUGAUUCUAUUGACCAAAUACAGCAAGCUGAGAAGCAUAUGAAGUGGCUGAUAGAUCCACUGCCAGUGAAUGUGAGAGUGAUUGUAUCGGUGAAUGUAGAAACAUGUCCACAGGCUUGGAGGUUGUGGCCCACUCUUCAUCUUGAUCCGCUGAAUUCCAAAGAUGUUAAAUCUCUCAUUAGUGCAGAAUGUAACUCUGCAAAUGUUAAAUUGACUAAAGAGCAGGAGAAGAAGCUUGAGAGACAUUGUCGUUCUGCCACAACUUGCAAUGCUUUGUAUGUCACUCUCUUGGGCAAAACCAUUGCUUGUGUUGGAAAUACAGGAAAUAUUGAUGAAACCCUUCAACAGUGUUUCCAAUGUCAAGACACAGUGUCACUGUACAGGCUUGUUCUGAGAUCAAUUCAAGAAUCAUUGCAGAGUGAUAAAGAGAAAGGUCUUUUGAAAGAGAUGCUGUGUGUCAUCGGUGUUAGCCACAAUGGUGUGAGUGAGUCAGAGCUGAUGGAACUUUAUCCUGAACUGUCUUCUGCAGUGUUAGCCUCGCUCGUUCACAGCUUGCACAAAAUGUGUUUGCUGACAUAUGGCUGUGGUUUGCUGAAGUUCCAGCACCUCCAGGCUUGGGAGAUGGUGAGACUAGAGUAUAUGGAAGAAGGUGAAAAUGUUAUUUCUGCCUAUAGACAAAAAUUAGUGGAGUACUUCACCAUACAGUUAAGUCGAGACCGAGUGACUUGGAGAAGUGCAGAUGAACUUCCCUGGCUCUUCCAACAGCAGGGUGAUAAGCAAAAGCUACACAAGUGUCUUUUGAAUCUCUUUGUGUCUCAGAACCUUUACAAAAGGGGACAUUUUGCAGAAUUGCUGAGUUACUGGCAGCUGGUUGGGAAAGAUAAGAGCUCUAUGGCAGCUGAGUAUUUUGACUCUCUGAAAGAAUAUGAAAAAAGCUGUGAGGGAGAGGAAAGUAUGAUCUGCUUGGCUGAUCUUUAUGAGACCCUGGGACGGUUUCUUAAGGACCUAGGUCUUCUCAGUCAGGCUGUAGCUCCUCUGCAGCGAUCUCUGGAGAUUCGAGAGACUGCGCUGGAUCCAGACCACCCAAGGGUGGCGCAGUCACUCCACCAGCUGGCAGGAGUUUAUGUUCAGUGGAAGAAGUUUGGAAAUGCUGAACAGUUGUAUAAACAGGCACUGGAAAUCUCUGAAAACGCUUAUGGAGCUGAACAUCCUCGGGUAGCCCGCGAACUUGAUGCACUUGCGACCUUAUACCAAAAGCAGAACAAAUAUGAACAAGCUGAGCAACUGAGGAAAAAGUCCUUCAAAAUACGCCAAAAAGCAGCAAGGCAGAAAGGCAGUCUGUGUGGCUUUGCUCUCCUGCGUCAAAGAGCCCUGCAAUUGGAAGAGCUCACGUUAGGCAAAGAUACACCGGAUAACGCUCGAACCCUCAAUGAGCUUGGAGUCCUCUAUUAUCUGCAGAAUAAUCUUGAGACAGCAGAGCUUUUCCUGAAGCGCUCCUUGGAAAUGAGAGAGAGAGUCCUGGGACCUGACCACCCAGACUGCGCGCAGUCUUUGAACAAUCUGGCAGCCUUGUACAAUGAGAAGAAGCACUAUGACAAGGCAGAGGAACUGUAUGAAAAAGCUUUAGACAUCAGGAGGAGAGCACUGGCUCCAGAUCAUCCCUCCUUGGCUUAUACUGUGAAACAUCUGGCAGUGCUGUACAAAAAGAUGGGAAAACUUGACAAGGCCAUUCCUCUGUAUGAACUAGCGGUUGAAAUUCGACAGAAGUCAUUUGGCCCAAAACACCCUAGUGUAGCAACUGCUCUGGUGAAUCUAGCUGUCCUUUAUUGUCAGAUGAAAAAGCAGAUCGAAGCUUUGCCUCUUUAUGAACGUGCAUUAAAGAUUUAUGAAGACAGCUUUGGCCACAUGCAUCCUCGUGUGGGGGAAACUCUGAAAAACUUGGCUGUGCUAAGGUAAGAUUAUAUGCUUCAGCCCUAUAAAACAAAACAUCCUGGACUUGAGUACUUACGAGGAAAGUAGAGUGCCUUAAGUACCUUUGUUGAUAGCAUGGUGUGCAUUUCAAUUUAAAUGAAUUAAGAGACUUGUUUUAUGUGUUUCAACUUCAUUUUACUCUUCUCCAAAGCUAUGAAGGGGGAGACUUCGAGAAGGCAGCUGAACUUUACAAGAGAGCUAUGGAGAUAAAAGAAGCAGAGACUUUGUUGAUAGGUGGAAAAGCAACU
Molecule: messenger RNA, 4334 nt
Organism: Aquila chrysaetos chrysaetos
Lineage: Eukaryota; Metazoa; Chordata; Aves; Accipitriformes; Accipitridae
Gene: NPHP3
Product: nephrocystin 3
Exons: 27
Coding region: 295-4071 (1258 amino acids)
Biological process (GO): determination of left/right symmetry; kidney development; convergent extension
Molecular function (GO): protein binding
Source: RefSeq, a predicted model, not a curated record